AUGCAAAAAUAAUUAUUUUAAAGAGUAUAAUCCAAAAGCAUGAAAGUUGAAAACAUGAAAAUUAAUGAUUAGUCAUUAAUAAUGCUGAAUAAUUAUACAAUCAUAUAUUUUCAAUAUCAAAGGCAUCUGCUGAUUAAAGAUUUUUAUUUUCAUCUUAAAGUAUAAAAGAAUUCCCAGUUGAUAUAGUAAUAAUAUCUUUUAGAUAAACACCCAGAGUUAUUGAACAAUAUUCCACAGAGAUACAAAUUUGGUGUUUUUUGUACAUAGUUUGAAUGA
Molecule: messenger RNA, 276 nt
Organism: Paramecium octaurelia
Lineage: Eukaryota; Ciliophora; Oligohymenophorea; Peniculida; Parameciidae
Source: the annotation of a GenBank genome assembly